Cricetulus griseus (Chinese hamster) is the source of this 3897-nucleotide messenger RNA. The record is from RefSeq and is a predicted model, not a curated record. Lineage: Eukaryota; Metazoa; Chordata; Mammalia; Rodentia; Cricetidae.
CAGAUGACCUGCCAGUCAGAAGUGUUGCAUGGUCCUUCCUGCUGCCGGCUUCAGUACCUGCUUUGUAGUGUAACUGGCUACAGGAGUUUUGUAUGCCGUGCUGCGGGGAACUGAGCAGAGAACUUGGGCGACCUGGGAAACCACGAUAUGGUGAACAGGGGACUUAUGUCCCCAGAUGGGGAGGAGCAGAUGAAUGCAGUGACCUAUGAUGAUGUAUAUAUUGACUUCACUUGGGAAGAGUGGACUUUAAUGGAUCCUUCUCAGAAGAAACUCUAUGAGGAUGUGAUGCUAGAGACCUACAGGAACCUUACUACUAUAGGAUACAGGUGGGAAGACCAUCAUGUUGAAGAAUGUUAUCAAAAUUCUAGAAGAUAUGAAAGGAAUGAAAAACGUCAAAAUGGAGAGAAACCUUCAGUAAAUGCUCAGUGUGUAAAAGCCUUCACAUAUGACACCUAUCUUCAAAGACAUGAAACAACUCAUACUGGAGAGAAACCCUAUGAAUGUAAUCAGUGUGAUAAAGUCUUUGCACACUGCAGUCAUCUGCAAAUGCAUGAAAGGGGACAUACUGGAGAGAAACCCCAUGUAUGUAAUCAGAGUGGUAAAGCCUUCACAGCUCUCACUACUCUUCAAAUACAUAAAAGAUCCCAUACUGGAGAAAAACUCUAUGAAUGUAAUCAUUGUGGUAAAGCCUUUACAAAAUGUGGUCACCUGAAAAGUCAUGAAAGGACACACACUGGAGAGAAGCCCUAUGAAUGUAAUCAGUGUGGUAAAUCCUUUUCACAGCGCAGUAAUCUGCAACGGCAUGAAGCAACACACACUGGAAAAAAGCCCUAUAAAUGCAAUCAGUGUGGUAAAGCCUUUGCACAUCGCAGUAGUCUGCAAAUUCAUGAAGGGACACAUGCUGAAGAGAAAUCCCAUGUAUGUAAUCAGUGUGGUAAAGCCUUUGCAGAUCACAUUACUCUUCGAAGGCAUAAAAUAACUCAUACUGGAGAGAAACCCCAUGAAUGUAAUAACUGCGGUAAAGCCUUUGCAAAACGUGGUCACCUGCAAAGGCAUGAAAGGACGCAUACUGGAGAGAAACCCUAUGAAUGUAAUCAGUGUGGUAAAGCCUUUGCACGUGCUAGUCAUCUGCAAAUCCAUGGAAGAACACAUACUGGGGAGAAACCCUAUGAAUGUAAUCAGUGUGGUAAAGCCUUUGCACGUGCUAGUCAUCUGCAAAUCCAUGGAAGAACACAUACUGGGGAGAAACCCUAUGAAUGUAAUCAGUGUGGUAAAGCCUUUGCACAACUCAGUCACCUGCAAAUACAUAAAAUAUCCCAUACUGGAGAGAAACCGUAUGAAUGUAAUCAUUGUGGUAAAGCCUUUGCAAAACGUUGUCACCUGCAAAGUCAUGAAAGGACACAUACUGGAGAGAAACCCUAUGAAUGCAAUCAGUGUGGUAAAUCCUUUCCACACCGUAGUAAUCUGCAAAGUCAUGAAAGAACACAUACUGGAGAGAAACCCUUUGAAUGUAAUCAGUGUGGUAAAGUCUUUCCACACCGCAGUAAUCUGCAAAGGCAUGAAACAACACACACUGGAGAAAAACCCUUUGAAUGUAAUCAGUGUGGUAAAGCUUUUGCACAACGCAGUCAUCUGCAAAUGCAUGAAAGGACACAUACUGGGGAGAAACCCUAUGAAUGUAAUCAGUGUGGUAAAGCCUUUGCACAACGCAGUAGUCUGCAAAUGCAUGAAGAGACACAUGCUGAAGAGAAGCCCUAUGCAUGUAAUCAAUGUGGUAAAGCAUUUGCAGAUCUCCGUACUCUUCGAAGGCAUAAAAUAAUCCAUACUGGAAAGAGACGAUAUAAAUGUAAUCAUUGUGGUAAAGCCUUUGCAAAACGUGGUCACAUGCAAAGGCAUGAAAGGAUACACACUGGAGAGAAACCCUAUCAAUGUAAUAAGUGUGGUAAAACCUUUGCCAACACUGUCAUCUGCAAAGGCAUGAAAAAACACACUGGAGAGAAACCCAAUGAAUGUAAUCAGUGUGGUGAUGCCUUUGCAAAACGUGGUCACCUGCAAAGGCAUGAAAGGACGCAUACUGGAGAAAAAUCCUAUGAAUGUAAUCAGUGUGGUAAUACCUUUGCAGAUUACAGUCCUUUUUGAACACAAAAAAACAACCCAUACUGUAGAGAAACCCUAUGAAUGUAAUUAGUGUGGUAAAGCCUUUGCACACUGCAGUCAUCUGCCAAUCAAUAAAAGAACACAUACUGGAGAGAAAUCCUAUGAAUGUAAUCAGUGUGGUAAAGCCUUUCCAUAUCAGUAUUUUUCAGUGUCAUAUAAGAACACAUAAAGGAGAGAAACACUGAAUGUAAUCACUGUGAUAAAGCCUUUGCAUGUAGUCUUCAAAAUCAUGAGAGAAUAUCAUCCUGCAGAGAAAUUAUAUCGAUGCAAUCAGUGUGGUUAUGUAUUAUACUUUAUAUAUGAGUAAAACUUUUGUGUGAAAGCAAUAAGUUAAUGCCUUUGCAUAUUACAUUAGACUUUCAGUUCUCAAAAAGAUGGUGAGGGCUCCCUAUUAUAAAGAAUUCUGUAAGAUCUUUUGCCAACACACUUACAUUCAGAUAAACAAGAGUGUUUAUUCUGUAGGAAGGAAUUUGACAGUUUCAGCAGUCUACUCAAGCAUUAUGAUGACUGUUUUUAUAAUGUAUGCACCAGCAAACUCAGGCUAAAAGAACGCAUGAAUUUAUGAGUCCCUAUAUGUAGGGUAAAAGGCAAUGAAACACACUGAUCCUGAGCAAGUGGAAGACACACACUUUGGCCCUGAAACCACAGCCAAAGAAACACACCCUGACCCUGAAACUGGAGCCAAAGAAACACAUUUUUCCCUGAAUUCAGAGCCAAUGAAAUAAACACCCUGGCUCUGAAACCAGAUUCAAGUGAUUAAAAGAACCACUGAAAGAGACUCACUUUGGCCUUGAAACCAGAAACAAAGAAACACAUUCUACACUUGACAAACUGAGCAUAAACCAAUGAAUCUCUGAGCUCAAAACCAUUCCCUGAUAAAGAAAUACAGUCAGUUUCUCAGCUUCUAUAAGGUCAGUGACUUAAAUCCAACAAAUUCCCACCCUGAAAAUCUCCUAUGAAAAACUCUGCUCAUAGGAAGCCCUGUAUUCCUCUGUAAGUAAGCUGUUAGUUGCCUCAAUACCUGUGUUAUAGGAAUGAUUGCUUACAAGACAAAAACUUUCAUGAGUGAAAAUUUGUUUGUUUAAAGAGUCAUUUUAAUUUUAAUUAUGUGAUGUAAGUGUGUGUUUGUGUGGGUAUGUGAAUGUACAUGCAGGUUCCUGAGAAUGUUAGAACCUUAGAUCUUCUGGUAGUAGGGAUUAUAGGAAGUUAUCAAGAGUCAGACCUUGGUCCUGGGAAUGAACAUAUCUUAACUGCCUAUCCAUGUCUCUCGAACUGUAAAUAUUUUAAAGAUAUUCAUAUGAUUUUGAAGUCAGGAAAUAGAGACAAAUUCAUACAAGAGAAAAACCCUUUUAUGCACAGGGUUUGGUGAAGACUUUAGACAUCACAGUUGUUUCCAGCUUCAAGAAAAAAAUCUUGUUCCAUUUCUUUUUCAUGGUAGCCUUGAAGGAAGUAAAUUAAAGUAAGUGUGCCUGAGAAAGUGUGGUGGGUUGUUGUUCCUGGUUUGUUUUUCAUAUUUUUAGAAAUUCCCUUGAGAUUUUGUUUGUUAUUCAGCCUGGCUUGGAUUUUAGUAAUGAUAAGGAAUACAUUUGGACUCAAUCAUCCUCAUGUGUCUGCCUCUUCAGUUCAAGUCCAAGGAUAGAUGAUAUACUGUACCCAAUGUGUGCUGUUUUGUCAACACAAUUUAAAAAUGUUAAAAUUCUUAAUUUAAGAAACAUUAAAUACCUCAUGUGUAUAUUUAAA